AUGGGUCAUAUUAGAAGUAAUUAUUUUUAAUUGAAAACUUAUAAUUCUAAUUAAAAAAAGGAUUAAUUAGUAAACAAUGUAAAAGUAGGCGACGAUAUAAUAAUAUAGGGUGUUUUAAUAAAAAGAUGGAAGAAAUAUAAAAACGAUAUUCGCCCUGAAAUAAACUUAUCAAUAAUAGCCAACUCAAUAAAUACAAAGACAAAAUAAAAGCCUUUAAAAGCCUAAAUUAAUUUAUAAAUCUAAUCUUAAUUAACGAUUUAAAAUUAAAUAAAUUUAAAAAAUACAUUAAUAAAAUCUAUUUUUCCUUAAAUAUUCGAAAAAUAUGAUAUAAAACUAGCCAUAUUGCUAUGUCUGAUUGGUGGAGUUUCCCGAACUGAAAAAAAUACAUACAUUCGUGGGCAAUGUCACUUACUUUUAAUUGGAGAACCAGGUACUGGCAAGUCUCAAAUUUUAAAAGAAGCCUCCAAAUUGGCACAAAGAGCAGUUUAUACAACUGGAAUAGCAUCCACUUAAGCAGGACUAACAGUUGGAUUUUGUAAAGAUUAAACUACAGGAGAAUGGGGAAUGGAAGCUGGUGCUCUUGUUCUGGCAGAUAAAGGCAUAUGUUGUAUCGAUGAAUUUAAUUUAGUCAAAAAAGGAGAACUAGAUUCUGUACUGGAAGCUAUGGAAUAAUAAACAAUAAGCUGUUGUAAGGCAGGGAUAAACCAAAAAUUAAAUUCUCGAACAACUAUUUUGGCAGCUUGUAAUCCUAUUUUGAAAGGAUAAAAAUAUGACACAAAUGUCGAUAUAAUGGAAAAUACUGGGCUCUAAAGUCCACUUUUGAGCAGGUUUGAUUUAAUUUUUAUUGUAAAGGAUUUGGUUAAUUAUGAUGCUGAUUCAUAAAAUUGUGAUUUUAUUUUGAGAAGAUUUUUAUUAGAUUUUAAUGGAUGGUCAUUUGAUAAAAUAAAAAAUUAUAUUUAAAUUGUUUAAGAUUAAUUCUUUCCAGAAAUCUCAUUUUAAGCUUAAAAUGUUAUAUAAGCUUAUUAUUAGCAUUUAAGAAAAAUAGAGCUUCUUCAUUCCAAAACUACUAUAAGAACUCUUGAAUCUUUAAUUAGAUUAUGCUAGGCUCAUGCAAGAAUGCUUUCAAGAGAUGUAGUGAAUCUUCUUGAUGCUGUUAGUGUUGUAGUUUUGUAAGAAUGCAGUUAUUUUACAGGAUUAUUUCAUGAUUUGGAUAUAUUGGAUUAUGUUUUGUUGGAUGAAGAAAAAUAUGAAGAACUUGAGUGUUUAAUUAUAAAUAAUCUAAAUUUAUAAUUCUGA
Ichthyophthirius multifiliis is the source of this 1296-nucleotide messenger RNA. RefSeq names its product mini-chromosome maintenance deficient 9, putative. NCBI's taxonomy places the organism in Eukaryota, Ciliophora, Oligohymenophorea, Hymenostomatida. The transcript is spliced from 2 exons. Gene Ontology annotation, biological process: double-strand break repair via homologous recombination; DNA replication. Gene Ontology annotation, molecular function: single-stranded DNA binding; single-stranded DNA helicase activity; ATP binding. Gene Ontology annotation, cellular component: MCM complex; nucleus. The record is from RefSeq and is a predicted model, not a curated record.